CUGAGGCUAGUUACCACGUCAGUGAGCUGACAGGAAAGGUAGCCGGCUCCACCGCCCGUCCCGGCCGACUCAUCCCGGCCGGCUCUGCGGUCCCACCCUGACUUCGGCCUCAACUUCCAGGAACUGCGCCCCUUCCCUUCUCCCAUCUGCCAUCACAGCUGGAAGAGCCGCUCGGAGUCGUCUCCGGGGUCUGGGUUGGACAUGAACGGUGGCUGUCGGUCCUGGGACUAGGCCCCGCCAUUUUGGAUACGCUGACAGGUUAGCCAGGAUGGUGGACAGAAAUAUUUAUAUCAUUCAAGGGGAGAUUAACAUUGUGGUUGGGGCUAUCAAACGAAAUGCCCGAUGGAGCACCCACACCCCACUGGAUGAAGAACGAGAUCCCCUGCUGCAUAGUUUCAGUAAUCUAAAGGAAGUUUUAAACAAUAUAACAGAACUCUCAGAGAUUGAGCCCAAUGUGUUCCUUCGUCCAUUCCUGGAAGUGAUUCGCUCUGAAGAUACCACUGGCCCUAUCACUGGACUGGCGCUCACCUCUGUCAACAAGUUCCUGUCCUAUACGCUCAUAGAUCCCACUCAUGAGGGCACAGCGGAGGGCAUGGAGAAUAUGGCAGAUGCUGUCACCCACGCCCGUUUUGUGGGCACGGAUCCUGCCAGCGAUGAGGUUGUCCUGAUGAAAAUCCUUCAGGUUCUGCGAACUUUGUUGCUAACACCGGUGGGUGCCCACCUGACCAAUGAAUCUGUGUGUGAGAUUAUGCAGUCUUGCUUCCGGAUCUGCUUUGAAAUGAGGCUCAGUGAGUUAUUGAGAAAAUCCGCAGAGCACACUCUCGUAGACAUGGUGCAGCUGCUCUUCACAAGGUUACCUCAAUUUAAAGAAGAACCCAAGAACUAUGUGGGAACCAACAUGAAGAAGAUUUCUCCAUGUCUCCUCAACAAACUGGAACUAAGUAGUGAGGAGCAGCCCAAAGCCCUGAACCAGUUAGAGAGGGUACUACUCUUUAAGAACCUCAAGCUGAAAAUGAGAGCAGGAGGCAUGAGUGAUUCAUCCAAGUGGAAGAAGCAGAAGAGAUCUCCCCGGCCCCCACGCCAUAUGACUAAAGUCACACCAGGUUCAGAGCUGCCCACCCCCAAUGGAACCACCUUAUCCUCUAACCUCACUGGUGGCAUGCCCUUCAUUGAUGUGCCCAUUCCCAUCUCCUCUGCAAGUUCAGAAGCUGCCUCAGCAGUGGUCAGCCCCUCUACAGAUAGUGGCCUGGAGUUCUCCUCCCAGACCACCUCCAAGGAGGACCUCACUGACCUGGAGCAAGCUGCCUCUCCAGUGUACAGCACAGCACCAGAGCCUGGGAGCAGUGAGCUAGGGGUUCCUGAGCAGCCUGACCCCCAGCAGGAGGGGGCCCAGGUGGAAAAAGCCCAAUCAGCGUCUGUGGAAUCCAUCCCUGAAGUGUUAGAGGAAUGUACAUUCCCUGCUGACCAUUCAGACUCUGCCUCUGUCCAUGACAUGGAUUACGUCAAUCCCCGAGGUGUGCGCUUUACACAGUCCUCCCAGAAAGAAGGUACAGCUUUGGUCCCCUAUGGUCUUCCCUGCAUCCGCGAGCUCUUCCGCUUCCUCAUAUCUCUCACCAACCCACACGACCGCCAUAACGCAGAGGUUAUGAUCCACAUGGGACUGCAUUUGCUAACAGUGGCUCUUGAGUCAGCCCCUGUGGCCCAGUGCCAGAUCCUCUUGGGUCUCAUCAAGGAUGAAAUGUGCCGUCAUUUAUUCCAGCUACUCAGCGUAGAGCGGCUGAACCUGUAUGCUGCUUCCCUUCGGGUAUGCUUCCUACUCUUUGAGAGCAUGCGGGAGCAUCUCAAAUUCCAGUUGGAGAUGUAUAUCAAAAAGCUCAUGGAGAUCAUCACUGUGGAGAACCCCAAGAUGCCUUAUGAGAUGAAGGAGAUGGCACUGGAGGCCAUUGUGCAGCUCUGGCGCAUCCCCAGCUUUGUCACUGAACUCUACAUCAACUACGAUUGUGAUUACUACUGUUCGAACCUUUUUGAGGACCUCACCAAGCUGCUGUCCAAGAAUGCCUUCCCUGUCUCUGGUCAGCUCUAUACAACACACCUGCUGUCUCUUGAUGCCCUGUUGACGGUGAUUGACAGCACUGAGGCCCACUGCCAGGCCAAAGUCCUCAACAACCUCACCCAGCAGGAAAAGAAAGAGGCAGCCAGACCCAGCUAUGAGGCAGUGGAUGGUACCCAAGAAGUCAGCAAUACUGAGAGAGCAGCCAGUGAUGGGAAAGCUGUGAGCAUGGAUCCAGACAUCCCAGGCCUGCAUUUUCUGAGUGGAGGGCGGCUGCCGGCAGAACAUGAGAAGCCAGGAUGCAGUGAUCUGGAGGAAGCCAGUGACUCUGGGGCUGACAAAAAGUUUACCCGGAAACCACCUCGAUUUUCCUGCCUCCUGCCAGAUCCACGGGAACUGAUUGAAAUUAAAAACAAAAAGAAGCUACUGAUCACUGGCACAGAGCAGUUCAACCAGAAACCAAAGAAGGGGAUCCAGUUUCUGCAGGAGAAGGGUCUCCUCGUCAUCCCAAUGGACAACACAGAGGUAGCCCAGUGGCUCCGAGAGAACCCUCGGCUGGACAAGAAAAUGAUUGGGGAGUUUGUGAGUGACCGCAAAAACAUUGACCUGUUGGAGAGCUUUGUGAGCACCUUCAGCUUUCAGGGUCUGCGACUGGAUGAAGCUCUCCGUCUCUAUCUGGAAGCCUUCCGCUUGCCUGGGGAAGCACCAGUCAUCCAUAGGCUGCUGGAGGCAUUCACAGAGCAUUGGAGGAAUUGUAAUGGCUCCCCAUUUGCCAAUAGCGAUGCCUGCUUUGCCCUGGCCUAUGCUGUCAUCAUGCUUAAUACUGACCAGCACAACCACAACGUUCGCAAACAGAAUGCACCCAUGACCCUGGAGGAGUUUCGCAAAAACCUAAAAGGUGUGAACGGAGGCAAAGACUUUGAGCAAGACAUCCUGGAGGACAUGUACCAUGCCAUCAAGAAUGAGGAAAUUGUGAUGCCUGAGGAGCAGACUGGCUUGGUUCGGGAGAACUAUGUGUGGAAUGUGCUGCUUCAUCGAGGAGCCACCCCGGAGGGCAUAUUCCUGCGUUUGCCUGCUGGCAGCUAUGAUCUUGACCUCUUCACCAUGACCUGGGGCCCCACUAUUGCUGCUCUCUCUUAUGUCUUUGACAAAAGCCUUGAAGAGGCAAUCAUCCAGAAAGCCAUCUCAGGUUUCAGAAAGUGCGCCAUGAUCUCUGCCCACUAUGGACUCAGUGAUGUGUUUGACAAUCUCAUCAUCUCUCUGUGCAAAUUCACAGCUCUCAGCAGUGAGUCUAUUGAGAACCUGCCCAGUGUGUUUGGAAGCAACCCCAAAGCUCACAUUGCAGCCAAGACAGUAUUCCAUUUGGCCCAUCGUCAUGGUGACAUCUUGCGGGAGGGCUGGAAGAAUAUCAUGGAGGCUAUGCUGCAGCUCUUCCGAGCCCAACUGCUGCCCAAAGCUAUGGUGGAGGUAGAAGAUUUUGUGGAUCCAAAUGGCAAGAUUUCUCUGCAGCGGGAGGAGACACCAUCAAACCGAGGAGAGUCAACAGUGCUAAGCUUUGUGAGCUGGCUGACACUGAGUGGUCCUGAGCAGUCUAGUGUGCGGGGUCCAUCCACUGAGAACCAAGAGGCCAAGAGAGUGGCCUUGGAUUGUAUCAAGCAAUGUGACCCAGAAAAGAUGAUCACAGAAAGCAAAUUCCUCCAGCUGGAGUCACUGCAAGAGCUCAUGAAGGCUCUGGUCUCAGUGACACCAGAUGAAGAGACAUAUGACGAGGAGGAUGCUGCUUUCUGCCUGGAGAUGCUCCUGAGAAUUGUGCUAGAGAACAGGGACCGUGUGGGCUGUGUUUGGCAGACUGUCCGAGACCAUCUAUACCACCUGUGUGUCCAGGCACAGGAUUUCUGCUUCCUUGUGGAGAGGGCAGUCGUGGGGCUACUGCGUCUGGCUAUUCGGCUGCUCCGGAGAGAAGAGAUCAGUGGCCAGGUACUACUCUCCCUGCGCAUUUUGCUACUGAUGAAGCCCAGCGUGCUGUCCCGAGUCAGCCACCAGGUUGCCUUUGGGCUCCAUGAACUACUUAAGACCAACGCAGCCAACAUCCACUCAGGCGAUGACUGGGCUACCCUCUUCACACUACUGGAGUGCAUUGGCUCAGGUGUGAAACCUCCAGCUGCUCUGCAGGCCACAGCCAGGGCUGAUGCACCUGAUGCACCUGAUGCUGGAGCCCAGUCAGACAGUGAGCUCCCAUCCUACCAUCCAAAUGAUGUGAGCUUGGACCGAGGUUACACUUCUGACUCAGAGGUCUACACUGACCAUGGCAGACCUGGCAAGAUACACCGGUCAGCCACAGAUGCUGAUGUGGUCAACAGCGGUUGGUUGGUGGUGGGGAAGGACGACAUCGACAACUCCAAGCCAGGGCCAGGGCCCAGCCGACCAAGCCCUUCGCCCCUGGUCAAUCAGUACAGCCUUACAGUGGGACUGGACCUGGGGCCACACGACACUAAGUCCCUGCUUAAGUGUGUGGAAUCGCUGUCUUUCAUCGUGCGUGAUGCUGCCCAUAUCACACCCGACAACUUUGAGCUCUGCGUCAAGUCUCUCCGCAUUUUUGUGGAGGCCAGUCUGAAUGGCGGGUACAAGUCCCAGGAGAAACGGAACAAGAGUCACAAAUACGACAGCAAGGGUAACCGCUUCAAGAAGAAAUCCAAGGAGGGCUCAGUGCUUCGGCGGCCUCGAACCUCCAGCCAACAUGCCACUCGGGGCGGGCAUAGUGAUGACGAUGAGGAUGAAGGCGUGCCCGCCAGCUACCAUACGGUGUCUUUACAGGUCAGUCAGGAUUUGCUAGACCUGAUGCAUACCCUGCACACGCGAGCAGCCUCCAUCUACAGUUCAUGGGCGGAGGAGCAGCGGCACCUGGAGACAGGUGGCCGGAAGAUCGAAGCAGAUUCACGCACUCUCUGGGCCCACUGCUGGUGCCCUUUACUGCAGGGUAUUGCCUGCCUGUGCUGUGAUGCCCGGCGCCAGGUGCGGAUGCAGGCACUGACCUAUCUGCAGCGAGCGCUGCUGGUACCUGAUCUGCAAAAGCUAGACGCCCUAGAAUGGGAGUCCUGUUUUAACAAGCCUGGAUCAUACCAUCCCUCAUGCUCUCUACCCAUCCACCCCGGGGGAUAUUGGGUAUUUACCCACCAGGUGUUGUUUCCACUACUGACCAAGCUCUUGGAGAACAUCAGCCCUGCAGAUGUGGGUGGGAUGGAGGAGACCCGGAUGAGAGCCUCCACACUGCUCUCUAAGGUCUUCCUGCAGCACCUGUCUCCACUGCUGUCACUCUCUACCUUUGCGGCCCUCUGGCUGACCAUCCUGGACUUCAUGGACAAGUACAUGCAUGCAGGUUCCAGUGACUUACUGUCUGAGGCCAUCCCUGAGUCUCUGAAGAACAUGCUUCUGGUGAUGGACACAGCGGAGAUUUUCCACAGUGCAGAUGUGCGAGGAGGUGGCCCCUCAGCCCUCUGGGAGAUCACAUGGGAGCGCAUUGACUGUUUUCUGCCCCACCUACGAGAUGAGCUCUUCAAGCAGACUGUCAUUCAGGACCCCAUGCCCAUGGAGCCUCAUGCCCAAAAACCUCUGACCUCCACCCACCUGACUCCUGCUGCUGGUGACACAAGGACACCUGGCCAUCCACCUCCCCCAGAGAUGCCCUCUGAGCUGGGGGCCUGUGACUUUGAGAAGCCUGAGGGCCCCCGAGCCACCAACAGCAGCUCCCCUGGAUCACCAGUGGCCUCUAGUCCCAGCAGGCUGAGCCCUACCCCAGAUGGGCCUCCACCCCUGGCUCAGCCCCCACUGAUCUUGCAGCCCUUGGCCUCCCCACUGCAGGUGGGCGUGCCACCCAUGACUCUACCCAUCAUCCUCAACCCUGCACUCAUCGAGGCCACCUCCCCAGUGCCCCUCCUGGCCACACCUCGUCCCACAGACCCCAUGCCCACCUCCGAGGUCAACUAAGGCAGGUCCCUCAGAGAUCAGGACCAGUACUUCCUACCAGGCUAUCCCCAGCCCCCCUCUCUAGCUGUCCCAGGGGCCACAAACUCUUCAGGUCCAGCCUGAGCUGCUGUAGCUGCUUCUUGGAUGGGGAACUGAAAAAGAAAAAUUUAUAGUCCCUCCUGGGAAACACAGUUGGACUGUGGGACCUUCUUCCUUCUCUGCUCUCCAUUCCUGGGAUCCCCCCUGAGAACCCACUCAGGUACCACCUGCAGCUCCGCCUCCAUCCUGGCAGCUCUGGGCAGGCUUCACUGUGCCAACCCUGCAGUGCUAAUGUGUCACACCUGCCCAUGGAAAAGCAAUGAGAGCCAGGCCCAAACUGCACUUUGUUUCCCUCUCCCAUUCCCACUCCCAUCAACCCUGGGCCACCUCCUCCAGUUCUUCCUUUUCUAUUAAUUAGUUGGUCAGUUUGGAGAGUUGAUUGGCACCAUGGAGGGUAGGCAGGUGGGGCUGGACAGAGGGACUGCCCACAGGAGCAUGUACAUAUAGGAAAACAGGACAAAGUGGACUUUUUAUGAUGUAAUAAAUGUCUUAGUACCAACAUCAUUGCCUUUCCCUCCAGUGUCCUUCUUAAGCUUGUGGGUCAGGGCACCAUGUUAUUGGGAUACCCAGAGCUUGGACCUUGCAAGAACAGAAGUACAGUGAGACUGAGCCUACAAAUGGUCUGGCCCACAUGGCUCCUGGCCACCAGCCAGAUGCCAGGACAGGGAUCAGGAUUCCUUUGCCACUGCAGCCAUCCCCGACCAACACCACAACAGCGCACCCUUGUCACCAGGGUGCCAGGAGCUUGAGUAGUUAUCCUCUUUUAUAACUACUGCAAGGGAGAUAACCUGAGAAAACAUGCCUGGAAUCAAAGGCAAGAUGAGUCAGAUUGGAGCUGUGUUAUUCAGAAAUCUUGCCUAGAAUGUGCCUCAUGGCCCAGGAACAUAAAGGAGCCCAAUGGGACUUAAGAAAGGGGACCAUCUUGCCCACAGCUUGAUCAUGUUUCUGGCACAGGGCAUUUAUUUGGGCCCCACAUUGGGGAAGAGCAAUUUCUUCCUGCCCCAUAGCCUCCAUCCAACCCCAGUCAGUGCAGCGUGAUUGGAAGAUCCAUCCCCUUCUUUCCUUUUGGGUCAGGGUAAGACAGGUGGGAGUGUCCAUGGGAUAGGAAUGUGGCCCCUUCAAGGAGUGGGCAGCCCUGAGGUGCUGUGGGUGAGGCCAAAUGUGUAUAUAAAGCUUUCUCAAGUGAAGCAUCUAUAUCAUCUUGGCUUCCUCCUCCACCAUGGUCCUGUCACCCUCUUGGGAGGGUGGUAUCCUCUUGUACUACCAGCUGGCCUCCCUCAUGGAGAGUUAGGGGCACUCACUCUCUUCAUAGGGGCCCAGCUGGCCGGGUGACCGUAUAUCACCUUGGGCCUCUCUUUGCUCAGCACUUCCACAUGAAUGUUGCUGGGAAGCUGGACUUCUGUAAGCACCUUCCUCAGGUAUGGAAAGGGGAACCUCAGAAAUGGGAACAGCCCAAUCUGGAAAAAAGAGAUGAGACCAAAGCUCUUAGAUUAGUUUCUUCCUCUUCCAUUCUUCCUUCAAGUAGCCCAGACCAUGCUCAAUUUCCACACUAUCCAGAGGGACAGGUAGAAGAGGUAGGGGCUCUGUGUGUGUUGCAGAAAACUCUGUAUCUACAGUCAGGUGGACACUAGGGCUCUUUACCUCAGCUAUGGUAUCUCGGUUCUCCCAUUUAAGCUCCACAAGCUCUGCCUUUAGAAGCUUCCAUGUGUUUCCCUUUGAGGAGAAUACUGUCAGUUGCUGCAAAGAGGUGUGAAGUCCAGUGUACAAAGGAAUAUGAUGAGUCUGUGUCCUUGAAUUGGUCUGCAAAAAUUAGGAAAGAAGCUGGAGAGGUUGCAAACUAACCCCUCUCCCCACUGCAUAACAAAGAAAAACAUUUGCCGGAAGUCUUACUCUGUUAUAAAAAGAGCAACUGACACAUGCAUGACUUGUGUUGUUGACAGUGUUGUCUCUUAAAAGGCACAGGAAGCUGUAAGAGGAACUAAUACUCAGGCCUUAUUUCUGACCAAGGAAGAGUGGUUUGGUGAUGUGGAAGGACAAAAAAAUGCUUGGGAGAAAGUGACAGUGUAAUCUGGAGGGAAAUGCUGGUUUUAAUCAUAUCUCCUACCAGAAUUCUAAGAAAGCAGAUUCCAAAAAGUCCAGAGGAAACUGGAGAUGGUUCCAUGACCUAAGACUAUAACACAGACAACUGACAUUUUUAGAGCACCUAUUAUAUAUGUCAUUAUGAAGUGCAUCGAUCAAACAACCUUUAGAGGUUUUGUCUGGAUGACAAAACAGGUUGAAAGAGGUCAAGGCACUGGGAAGUGGGGACUCAAACCCAGCUGUCUCACUGCAAACCUCAUGGUUUUCCUAUGACACUGCUUUAAUUCAAAAGUAGUGGCGUUGGUGGUACAGAAAUCCUCCUAUGCUAAAUACAUUUUCUGUAGCUUCCAAUGAGAAAUAAAAGGUCAAGGCUCUGAAUAAACCAUUGGUUGUAUAGGCUGUUUAACCUAGUGAGCUCAGAAUUUAGUAGAAGUGGAUUAAAACUGGAAAGAGAUGCACAUAGCUAAGAAUAAAUGUGAAUUCUCUGAGCCUAUAAAAAUGAUAUCAGGACAAUGUUGUCUGUGGAGUGAAACAGUUUUAUUUCUUACUGACCAAUCUAUCUGCCUUUUUUAAGCCUUAUGGCACUGGUUAGGACUUUCAGUUUGUUGUAGAAUAGCAGUGAUGGGGGAAGAUAUUUACCUAAUUUUCAUCUUAGAGAGAAAGUAUCCAACUGAUCAACAUAAAAUAUAAUUUUACCUGUAGGUUUCUUGUAAGCAUCUUUUCAGGUGAGGAAGUUUCAUAAUAUACUUCACAUUUUUGUUAUUCCUGUACGUUGAAAAUUAUCAAGUAACUUUCUGCAUGUAUUUAGAUUAUCUUGUCUUUUUUCCCUUUUGAGACUAUUGAUAUUGUGAAUUAAACUGAUCGAUUUGAAAAUAUUGAACCAGCCUUGCAUUCCCACUGUAAACCUAAAUUGAUAUAUUUUAUCCUUUCUAGAUUAUAUAUAUUGGUAUAUUGAAAAAAAAGAUCAGUAAGGAUGAACUACAGAAUGAGCUACCACUAGCACAGGCUCAUUCCCAUGCACACACACGCACACACACACACAUACAAUGCUAGGAAAAAUUUUUAACGUGGUUAUUAGAGCCUGUGGAUAUUUACCUUUGUUCAGGGCUCACUGUUUGAGAGAAGAGUGGCCAUGAGAAAGCAAAACCACUCAGCCCCUGGGCUUCGGUUAGGAAGAAGGAGUUUUAGUUCAAGUAAACAACUGAUCAACCCCCUCCUUGAAAUAUUCUUCACUUGGCUUCUGAGACUUUCUCUUGGUUCUCUUCCAUCUCACUGGGCAUGCCUUUUCAGUUUCCUUUGUUGGCUCCUCCUCUCCACAGCCUCUGAAAUUAGAAUGCUCCAGGGCUCAUUCCUCAAAUCUUUUCUCUGUUAUACUCAUUCCCUGGGUGAUCUCCACUGGGAAGAUUUUAAACACCAUCCAUUACAGUAUUGUUACACCUAACUCUAAUUUUACAUCUCUAUCCUGACCCCUCCUCUCAACUCCAGACUGAUACAUCUACCUGCCCCUCAGCAUCUCCAUCUGCAUGCCUCAGAGGCAUCUUAAUAUAACAAACUUAAAAAGAAAAUUAUGGAUGGUGGUGAUAGCACAACAUUGUG
Molecule: messenger RNA, 9787 nt
Organism: Choloepus didactylus (southern two-toed sloth)
Lineage: Eukaryota; Metazoa; Chordata; Mammalia; Pilosa; Megalonychidae
Gene: GBF1
Product: golgi brefeldin A resistant guanine nucleotide exchange factor 1
Exons: 42
Coding region: 269-6034 (1921 amino acids)
Biological process (GO): regulation of ARF protein signal transduction
Molecular function (GO): guanyl-nucleotide exchange factor activity
Source: RefSeq, a predicted model, not a curated record